UGAGGAAGGGAUUUUGGUGGGAUUUCAAACAUGCAAAUGAGUUGGGGCUUGGAAACAAAAGUGCCUCUCUGUCUCUCUCGCAUCUGCCCUCCUUCGAUUAUCUCUCUCUCUCUCUCCUCAAUUCCCUGUCGCAGACCCAACCCCGAACCCCCUAUUACUGUCUUCAUUUUCUCUCUUCCUCACUCCCUCUCUCUGCCAUCCCAAUCUUCAUCAACAGUGGUGGCCAAACUUCCUAUUUCAGCCAUAGGGGAGAUUUCGAAAGGAGCCACUACAAAAAGGAAGAUUUCACUGGACCAACACCGUCUCCAGGGAGAUCGGUACUCGGUCGUCGUCAAUAUUCAAGGAGAUCCGAAACAGAUCUUGGUUGCUCACAUCCGAUUCUUCGCGGUUAAGCUUUCCGAUCGGUGGUCGAAGCAGCAACGAACUUCUAACCCCUACAUUGUCGAGAUUGCUGACUGUGAUGAUGUUGAAGUUUACAUUGAGGCUCUAAGUUUGAUGUAUUGUAAGGAUUUAAGGAAGAAGCUCAUGAAGGAAGAUGUCACUAGAGUACUUGGAAUCUUGAAGGCAUUUGCUUUCAGUUCGACUGCGAAAGCGAAGCGAUUGCAAUUGCGUGCUUCGGAGAAAGAGCAGCGGAGGCUUCAUGUACCGACGAUUGACUGGUCUAUCGGAGAACCGGCACCGUAUGUUGUGCUGGUGCAGGGUCCUCCCCAGGAAACUUUUGAGUUCCUUAAUAUUUUGCAAAAUCGUGGAUUCCCUAAAAUAAUGGGAGUUCUUACACAUAUUGAUAAGUUCAAGGAUGUAAAGAAACUUAAAAAAACAAAACAGCGCCUCAAGCAUCGAUACUGGACCGAAAUAUAUGAUGGAGCUAAACUAUUCUAUUUGUCUGGUCUUAUUCAUGGGAAGUAUGCUAAGUGUGAGGUUCACAAUCUUGCAAGGUUCAUUUCUGUUAUGAAAUUUCAUCCUUUGUCUUGGCAAACUACCCAUCCUUAUGUAUUGGUAGAUCGUUUUGAAGAUGUCACACCUCCAGAAAGAGUGCAUAUGGAUAAUAAAUGCAAUAGAAAUGUCACUUUAUGCGGUUAUUUACGUGGAUGUAAUUUGAAGAAAGGAACUAAGGGUUCUUCACAAUCUGCCACCCUCGGUGAAGCUACCAUCAACCUGCUGAUUAUGCUGAUGCACUGAAGCCUUCUGCCAUUGCACUGCCUCUAUAUAAAACUACAACUAAAUUAUGAAAAUAGAUAGCUCCAAAUUUUAACUUAGUUUCCAUUGUUGAAGCACAGGUCAAUAUUGGCAAAUUGUGGACCAAUAGUUAGAAUUGUAAUGUUUAUUGGAUAUAUACGUAUGAAUGUUGUUGUUUUAUUUACAAAAUGGUAAUGAUAGUCAAUUAAUUUGUUCAUGUUACCUUUACUUUCCGUGGACAUGUUUCAUUUUUUGUCCAAUUUUACAUUAAUGUGAUGUGCAAAUAUUUUCAUAAAAAAUUUACCUAACAUAAUUUCUCUUUUUCUUUGGUACAGAUAGACGAACCGUUUGAAUUCUGCUUCAAUUUUCCCCUUCAGUAUGGUUAGACACUCUCGUAUGCCAAUAUGUAUAGUUUAUAUUUGCUAGUUGAGAAGUCCAUUGUAUAUUAUUGUGAAUUAUUAUUUUAUUUAAUUAUUUUUGGCUUGUUCUUCUUUGAAUUACAUUUAAGUCCGUUCAAAAAACUAAACAAUGAAAUACCAAAGUGGUAAUGCUAUAGACAUAAGAAUGCUGUUGUUUUAUUUAUAAUUUGAUAAUGAUUGUCAUUUAAUUUGCUAAUGUGACCUUAACUUUUCAUGGACAUUUUUCAUUAUUUAUCCAAUUUUACCUGACAUUAUUUCUCUUUUU
Messenger RNA from Camellia sinensis, 1860 nucleotides. NCBI's taxonomy places the organism in Eukaryota, Viridiplantae, Streptophyta, Magnoliopsida, Ericales, Theaceae. The record is from RefSeq and is a predicted model, not a curated record.